This is a messenger RNA of Sphaerulina musiva SO2202, 2172 nucleotides long. RefSeq lists its product as uncharacterized. NCBI's taxonomy places the organism in Eukaryota, Fungi, Ascomycota, Dothideomycetes, Mycosphaerellales, Mycosphaerellaceae. The record is from RefSeq and is a predicted model, not a curated record. Bases 1 to 2172 code for a protein of 723 amino acids. The transcript has a single exon.
AUGGCCAGACCGACGAAAGGCCCAUCCGAAUCCAACAAGAAGGUGUGGACAUGGCAGAUGAAAUAUGCCCUCUACACCCUGGACUCACACCACCAUCUAUCGGCCGCGCAGGUCACAGCGGUGUUUAAGCGUAUCUUCGAGAGAGAAGUGUCGGAAUGGGUCGUUACAGACGAAAGACUUCAGUUCCUGAUUAAGACUCACCUGUAUGAAGGGAAGACCCAGCGUAGCCGACAAUGGAGGGAUAUUUACAGCACGGCUACGAAGCCGGAGGACAUUGCCAGCAGACGUGUCGUCGAAGCAAUGAUACAGCAGACAAUGUCGAGCAUGGAUAAGAUGCCCGCAGUGCCAGCAGCAGCGACGACGACAACGGCAACGACGACGACGACGACGACGGGGACGACGGGAAUAGCUCACUCUUCUCGACACCCAAAUUCUCGCUCUCCUUAUAAUACCUCAGCAGCACCGAAAACUCCUGUACCGGCGCCUCUCAGCAAACAAGCCCCGAUAGGUUCCUGGGAUCCAGCGUUGACAGACGAUGAUGAUGAUAUUAUUGCUGUUGCGCCUAGUCCCAAGCGACGCAGGAUUACCAGCACGAUUCAGCACCACCCAAGUGCUGACCUAUCGCGGCAAAGCCGAUCAGUCAGAACACCGCAGAAGAGAGUCAAAAGACCUUCGGUACCAAAAGUUGGCUUCCUGCAGGCUCAUGGUACUCUUAUCCAGUGGCCGCGAGAUAAGAUUGAAAAGGCAAAACAUGAUCUCCCAGAAGUGCCCGAGGUCGAAGCUCAUCCGCCGCAGAAUGGUCUAUUGUUUCGAUACUACAGGGAAGACACUAUAGGCAGUGAGCUACGUAACAGCCGGAAUGGCUUCGUAGCUAGGAAGUUUGAAUUCGCGAAAGUGGAUUUCAAUCAGCCUCCGCCGCUAUGUAACCAGCUAGAUUGGGUUGAUGUCUUUUACCAUAUCGAUCGCUCUGGAAAAAAGAUUGAUUGGCCAUCAGUUUUUGUGUCUACCUCGAACAGUUUACUCUGGACCUUACAAAAAGCGCUAAAGGAACUGAACAAGAAUCCCGGAUCGAUUCGCAUCUCCGUAAUCGAUGCUUACGUAUUAGACCGGAAGUCCGUAUACCAUGUACUGCCAUACCACAGAAGGCUGCAACUGAAAGGCGAAUUUACCGACGGUUCAUGGAGAUAUCCGGGCACGCAUGAGUUCUUAGUGUAUAAGCGAAUCCCGGGCAAGGCCGUUAUACACACAUUUGACCUUAAUGAGCUCCUACACUUUGUCCAGUACAAUCAAGACGCCUACGACCCCGUUAUCGAGCGUAUUCUCCGUCGAGAAAGAUUGGACCAAAGCGGGGAUCUGAAGUCCGAUAUCUACAAGAAACUCGUCGACGACGCUAUUCCCUUAUGCCCAACCAUCGUAUCCGGCAUAGCAAAGCUCACCGCCUUCGCUGGAAUAAAGUCCUACGCCCCAAUUUCACAAAUCUCAGCCUUCGUCGCCGAAAUCAUAAAAGGCUGGGGCCUCAAACUCCACCACCGUUCAGCCUCCAAAUGGUCCGAGCUCGCCACGACCUACUCCACCGCCCUCUUCCAAUACAGCGCACAACCCCGCGUAAAUCUCCGCGAAGAAAUCUGCAUCAAACGCGCCUUCUUGGAAGGUGUCUUUUGGGGUUCUUCCAAACAUUUCAACCCGCGCCAUUGCCCUGAACAUGUGCAAUCGACAUAUCGCUCUGCCAAGAAAAUUGGGUUGGAAGAUCCGGGGAAAAUGCUUAUGGAUGAGGUUUCGGCCAUGCAGAUGGCUUUGAUGUGGUAUGAGAAGACCCUACAGAGGCGGUUGCCUGGGGGGCAUAGGUCGCAGCUGUUGUUGUUGGAGGAGGAGGAGGAGGAACAGAAGGGUUCUUCUGUCGUUAGUGAUGAGGGGUUUGCUGAGGAUGAGGAUGAGAAUCACGAGAAUGUGAAUGUGAAUGAGAACGAGAACGAGGAUGAUGAUGGUGAUGGUGAUGGUGACAGUGAUGAUGGAGAAACGUUUGUCGCGGACAAGUUCUUUAUUGGGAGGCGCGAUGCUGGUGCUGGUGCUGGUGCUGGUCAUGUACCAACAACGACAACAAAAGCACCUCCAACCAGGGCGGGAGGGCAUGACGACGAUGAUCGAAUCAUCUACAUGUACGGGAGUGAUUAA